Trypanosoma rangeli is the source of this 2037-nucleotide messenger RNA. Its product is annotated as GRAM domain containing protein. Lineage: Eukaryota; Euglenozoa; Kinetoplastea; Trypanosomatida; Trypanosomatidae. The transcript has a single exon. Gene Ontology annotation, molecular function: sterol transfer activity; sterol binding. The coding region runs from base 1 to 2037 and encodes 678 amino acids. Gene Ontology annotation, cellular component: endoplasmic reticulum membrane; plasma membrane; endoplasmic reticulum-plasma membrane contact site. Gene Ontology annotation, biological process: intracellular sterol transport. The record is from RefSeq and is a predicted model, not a curated record.
AUGGAUCAUUGGGUGGGGCGAAUCGAAACGGUCUCGCACAGUGUGAGCGCCGUGGAUGCCGCUGUUGGGGGCGUUAUACAGGAGCUUCUGGUCGUCGCGGAACAGUAUAUGGCCGAGGUGUCUCAGGUAGAGGCGGUGGGUAGAACCAUCCGUCAGGGCAUUGCAAACUCCUCUGCCGCCGUCGUGAGCUGUCUCAUGGACCUUGCCACAAUGAGCACGGCGAUGAAGGACGCCAUGGAUGCCAACCCAAGAGAGGCGCAUGGCUUGGUGAUGAAUCUCUUUGGUGUUUUUGUAAAACAGCUCACGACCUACUACAAGGAAACCUACGAAAUUCUUAGGAUAGCAGGAGUGACGCUGCACCAGCAGCAAAUUCUCUGUUGGAGUAAACGAGGCGAAAUGGAUAACGUUACUAGUACAAAUAGCAAUUUAAAUAUUGUGCCAGAUGCGCAACCUUCGCUUGCCGGUGUGUCCCUUGUGGCAUCCAAUGCCCUUAAAGAGACGAAGAAGAAACAUGCCGAUGGAAUGGAAAACAAAGCACGUGAUUCCAGCAAAGACAAUUCUGUGCUUCUCCACAGUGAACCAAAGCAGAAGCAACAAGAAGAAGAGAAGCUGGGGAAUAAGAAGGGUGACAGAGACACCGCAAUUGAGCAUGCAUUUUCACCAACGUUUGCCACAGAAACUGAGGAGAAACGGAACUAUAAUCAGGGAGAUAGUCACAAGGAAAUACCAUCUUUAACGAGGGAUGCAGUAUUGGCUGUAAGGGAGCCAACGUACCUCCACGUGGCCUCAACUGUAGAAGACGCCCUUGGCCGUUUGGUGUUAUCUAGCAGGCCAAGUGUUUUUACAGCUCCCGAAUUGAUUGAGCGUCGGCCACCCAUAGCGACGUAUUACAUUAAACUUCCAGAUCCUGGCUCGUUGGGGUCGCUGUUACUCUCCAAUUAUAUUGCGUUAGGGGAUGAUAUGCAGGCAGAGUUGAUGUGUGACAUUCUUCAAACCGAUUGUGUGGAAGUGGAACCAUUUGAGUCGCCUGCCAGCGAAAUUGUUAUAGAGGAUCCGUUGGACCUUCACGAAUUGUCUGCUUGUGGCUGGCGUGUAGGGUCUAGCGAGGACCAUCAGCAAGUGCUAUACACCUUGUAUGUAUUGAUAAGUCGCGGAGAAAAAAUGUCACGCUCCCUACUGAUUCAGGAAUCUCUCGUGAUUAAUGCGGAACGGGAAGAGGUAAUGCAUGAGAUCACCCCACUUCCAGAUGCACCACACAUUGCCAAGGUGACAGUGCGCGGCUUUGACCCCUCAGCUUGGAGCGCCUCACCCAGUAAAAGGUACACGAGUGAACGCGUAUUGGCCAUCGUAAAUAUUACCAAAAACACCUACGAGAGGAAUGGUUUUGUGGAGAUCAAGAAAGAAGAGGUAGAUGCGGCGGUGCAGCAACUCCACACUCAUGAGCGGCAGUUACCGCGAGAAGACGAGCUACUGACCAAACCCAAUACCGCCGUGGCGACGACGGCAGCAGCGUUUAAAGGUACAGUUGAGUUGGCGUCACUUGAACAGCCUGGAGAGGGGGAGGGAUGGGGACUGAGCGACGUUGCAAAAGGGGCCGUGCGGGGAGCUGCCGCAGUUAUGUUGGCCCCUGUCUCUGUGGGCAAAGUUGUUGGGAACGCCGUGCUUGAUGCUUCGGGUGUAACCGGUGCCAUUAAACAACAAGUGGAAGGUCUUUUUCGCAAGUCCUUUCCAAAUCUGGCCUCAGAAGAGAUUAUUGAAACGUUCAUAUGUGCUCUUGUAGACGAAGGCAACCCAUUACCAAAGCAAGGCUUCGUCUUCAUUACACCACGCUGGCUUUGUUUUCGGGCUGAUUUCUGGAGUGCCAACUUUAGCUUGGAAUGGGAUGAGAUCAGGGAUAUUAAAAAGCAGAGAACGGCAAAGUUGCUAGAAAACGCAAUUGAUAUACACACUCAUUUGGGUGGGACGUACUUUUUAACAUCCUUUGUCCAACGAGACCAGGCUUAUAGUGCCAUGAUGAAACAAUGGCUGAGAAAGUAG